Messenger RNA from Anarrhichthys ocellatus (wolf-eel), 2791 nucleotides. It is a transcript of the gene zpax2, whose product is annotated as zona pellucida protein AX 2. NCBI's taxonomy places the organism in Eukaryota, Metazoa, Chordata, Actinopteri, Perciformes, Anarhichadidae. The record is from RefSeq and is a predicted model, not a curated record. The transcript has 21 exons. The coding region runs from base 61 to 2760 and encodes 899 amino acids.
AUUAGUAUAAAUUGCAAAGACAGGGACUCAUAGGUUACCAGUUUCCCCAUCUCUUGUGCAAUGGGUGGUCGCGGUGGAUUUGGGUUGGUGAUUCUCCUGAUAGCAGUUGUAAACAUAGAGGCUCAAAAGAAGCCUUCUAUAAAUAUUCACUCAAAAUGCCUGGGGAAUGUCAUGCGUCUGGAUAUCGGCCCACUUGGAGGAAAUCUUCUUGAAGUGUCUGUUGUCUUUAACAACUCUUCAAUUCUCCUUACACCAAGUUUAGCUUCUCAGUGUGGCUUCAGUGCGAGGAUAGACCAGCUGGGGAACAUCGUGAUUUUUGCCUCUCUUCAAAACUGCUUUGCUCAAAAUGUGGCCGACGAAGCAUUCACAACAAGACUAAAUCUUCGACUGCAUGGGAACCAGGUGGCUGAAGAUGAGCUGUACCAGGUGGUUGAAACCUGCCGCUACACUGCCUGGGCCUCCAGGGAAAUUGUCUGUGACCGCAACUAUAUGGAGGUGUCUGUGAAAAGGACAGCUGAAAAUUAUUACGCACUGCCUGACCAUCCCAUCUCAAGCAUUAAAAAGUUUGGUGCUGCUGAGAAACAGCCCAUGGAUGCAGAAUUCAAAAUCAAAACUAUUACGUUCUUCACUCCUGAGGAGAAGAUCAUGCCUUUGACUGAGGCCCACAGAAGAGGUUAUGGGAUCUCAAACACUCCUACAAGGCUGGUUCUGCGAAGCCCAUUAACUUCACCUGAAACGUACAUCCAGAAUGUAGCAGGUGUGCCCAUGUCUGUGCUCAAAACCUCAAUAGUAUUUGAGAAGAAGCUGGCGACUCAAAUCCAUGCUGGCGCUGCCUGCCCAAUACUAGACGGUAGUGUUUUUUUCACUCCGGACUCAAUCAGCUGGUUCCUGCCGAGGCGCAUUGAGCCCUUGACUUCCUCUGGCCAGUUUCAACUGUUGGAGGUGCACAUGGGUGUCGAUGGCCAGAGGCUCAACGUUGCCGAGAUGGCUGCCAGACAUUACUCCCUGUCCGUCAAUAACGUGUACAUCCUUGCCAAAAUCCCUGUUGGGGCUGUCGGUGGCCACUUUAAGAGUCAUGUUUGGGAUGGUCAGUAUCUCACUACUUAUACAAUUGAGCUGAUGCUCGAGUUGCUCUGGACAGAAAAUGCCGCCUACAAGGACACGAGAUACAAAGUCUUCCUUCCCAUCACGACACCGUUGCUGUCUCAAUCUCCACAAGUUACUGACAACACUGUUCCUGAGGAGCGGGUAUUUAAGGUGCAGCUUGGGCCUUUCUGCUCUGAUGUGGCACUAAUGAACAUCACCAUCUCCUCUGAGGUUUUAUCUGUGGCAGACUGCAGUGCCAGAGGCCUUAAAGUCCUGGAGCACAUGUCCCCCAAGAGCUGCUCGAAAGUCUUUACACUUGAAAUACCCUUCAAGGACCGUGGUGUUCUAAAAAUGCAGGAAGAAAUGGAGAUUACAGUCUACACUCUUCAGCUGACCUUUGGCUUGCUGGUUCUGCCAGAGUAUGCACCAUUUUCUCACACAGCUUCUCUGGAAGCUAGAUUGGAAAACAAAGUUCCUCCCUCUGUCGCUGGUGGCUGUGAUUAUCAAUACUUCUAUGUCCUCGUGAGAUACGGAACCCACGGCUUCAACUUUCAGACACUAGUGGGAAGGAGACUGUUGACCUCACUCCUGGCUAAGGAAUAUGGCUUAAUGGACAAUGGCACACACUUCAGUUUUUCAGUACCAUUUUCUGCCGUCGAUGUCAUGGUUGAGGCUGUUGAGGCGUCAUCCAUCAGGAGCAGACUUGACGUGUCUCUGAGGACUCCAGCCAACAAAAAUAUUAAAGAAUUCUCUGUGGCUUGCAAUUUCUUUCCAAGACUGACUGAGUGUUUCUCUAAUGGCACGAUAACCGCUCUGGCUAUGAAACUGGAGUCUGUUCCCAGUCUGAAGCCCAGUCGGCUCACCCUCAGAGACCCCACCUGUGGGCCCUCCCACAGCGAUGACCACUAUGCUUAUUUUGUCUUCUCUGGGAACUCCUGUGGGACGACCAGAAAGUUUCUGCCCAAUAUGAUGCUGUAUGAAAAUGACAUCUCUCUGCCAGAUGCAAUGAAAAGGGUAUCCAAGACUGACGAGCCUGAGUAUGAGCUAAAGGUUGCUUGUUAUUUUGACAUAAACACAAACCACGCUGUGGCCUUCAACAACAGACCUCGCAGGAGUGAACCAUAUGCUAAGAAUGCAAUCGGCGAGCUAAAAGUUGAAAUUAAACUUGCUCUGGAUGCCUCCUACAGCACAUUUCACAGAGUUGAAGCUGAUCCCAUCGCAAAGUACCUUCAACAGCCGUUGUAUUUUGAGGUGGAACUGAUAAAAUCUAGAAACCCUGAGGUAUCGCUGGAGCUGGUGGACUGCUGGGCGACGUUGGAGGACGACAGGACAUCCCUUCCCAAACGGGACCUCAUCAUUAACGGCUGUGUAAACCCAAGGGACCCAUACCAGGUGAUCUUCCAUCCUGUUUUGCCUGAUGCCAGAGUUCAGUAUCCAUCAAAUUUCAAGCGCUUUGAGAUCCCAAUGUUUGCCUUUGCCAAAGACCAAGACAACUUGAGUCUCCAGGUCUUUGUCCAUUGUGAUGUGGUGAUCUGCGAUGCCAGUUAUCCAGUGGGUAGAGCUUGUAAUGUGCAGUGUUCAAACCAGGAUGAGGGGAUGAAAGGUCAAAAACGGUCUGUUUCAGAUGGCCACCGUAUCGAACAAGUGUCAUCAGGACCAAUACUCAUGAGCUAAAAAAACCCUAAUAAAAAAUAUUUUAAAAGGA